Messenger RNA from Papaver somniferum (opium poppy), 3193 nucleotides. RefSeq names its product TORTIFOLIA1-like protein 2. NCBI's taxonomy places the organism in Eukaryota, Viridiplantae, Streptophyta, Magnoliopsida, Ranunculales, Papaveraceae. The transcript has 9 exons. The coding region runs from base 422 to 2902 and encodes 826 amino acids. The record is from RefSeq and is a predicted model, not a curated record. Gene Ontology annotation, molecular function: microtubule binding. Gene Ontology annotation, cellular component: microtubule.
AAAGCGCGAAAAAUGAAGACAAGAGGAGAGAGAGUGAGGUUUUGAUUAACGAGAAGGAGCUUGAAUUUCCGGGGUAGGAAACUCUCUUUCCGGAAUUGAAGAUUUGGAUCUUUACUAUAUAUAUGGUGUUUUCUUUAAUUUUUUCUAGGGUUAUUCUACCUGGGAUUUCUCUUGAAGAUAAGAAGAGUAGUUAAUAUUAAUGAAUAAUAUUAAUGGAGAGCCAUCAGUUCAUUUACAAGCGUUCGGCGAUCUAAGAGACUGUUUUAUGAUCUUUGGAAGGUGACUUCGAUAUCGAAUUUGUAUUCGUCUGGAAGCAAAUAUCUGGAUAUGAUGUUCACGAUUGGUUUUGAAUUGGAUCGUGUCUUCAGUUCUUGUUUUAAUUAAGUUAUAGGAAACUAGCUUUUCCCUCUAAGUACCCAAAAUGAGGACACAGACACAAUUAAAAGCGAAAGGAAACACCAGGCCUAGCCCUCAGCAAGCAACAUUUGAGCUCAAGUCUCGAGUAAUUCAUACAUUAAAUAAGCUUGCAGAUCGAGAUACCUACCAGUUAGGAGUUGAAGAGCUGGAAAAAACUGCUGAGAGUUUAACGCCAGAAGGUGUUGCACCGUUUAUUUCUUGUGUUAUUGAUACUGACUCCGGUCAGAAGAGUGCAGUUCGGAAAGAAUGUGUUAGAAUUAUGGGUACGUUGGCAAGAUUCCACGAUGGGCUUCUUGGUCCACACGUAGCAAAAAUGAUGUCUAGCAUUGUAAAGCGGCUAAAAGAUCCCGAUUCUGUGGUUAGGGAUGCUUGUGUGGAAGCUGUGGGGGUUUUGGCUUCAAAAUUGAGUAACUACGAGGAAGAGAGUGAUGGAUCUUUUGUUUUGCUAGUUAAGCCACUUUUUGAAGCUUUGGGUGAACAGAAUAAGGUGGUGCAGUGUGGUUCAGCAUUAUGUCUAGCUAGUGUCAUAGACAAUGCUAUUGAUCCUCCAAUCUCAAUUUUGGCACGUAUGUUGACUCGAAUCACCAAGUUCCUAAAGAAUCCUCACUUUAUGGCGAAGCCGGCUGUUGUCGAUUUGGUUAGAAGUAUAAUUCAGGCAGGGGGUGCUUCAUCCCAGAACACCUUAUCUGCUGCCAUGUCCAGCAUUCAGGAAGCUCUUAAAAGCAGUGACUGGGCGACAAGGAAAGCUGCCUCUGUAGCACUGGCAGGUAUAGUUGUAAGUGGCGGUUCUUCAUUGAUGUCUUUCAAGGCAUCUUGCAUCUGUGCCCUUGAGUCCUGUCGCUUUGACAAGGUGAAACCUGUUAGAGAUUCAGUAUCCCAAGCACUGCAUUGCUGGAAAAGCCUUCCAGGAUCUGAUGCUGCUGAUCUAUCCGAAACCGGAUCUUCUACUAAAGAGAAUCUUCGAGGUGAGUACAGUGACCUUACCAGUGCAAGUGACGGUGGGUGGAAAGAUGUUGCUUCCAAGAAUAUAGGGAAAGGAACAGUCAGCAAAAGGGUUCCUCUAACUGCUAGGAGAAUGGGCGCAAAUAAUGUACCAAGUCCUCAAAAAUCCAAAGCAGAAGAUUGGGAGAUUGAAAUUGCUGUUCCGAAGACCUGUCCAAUUAAUUUAAUGGACAGACAGGAGGAAGAAUCUGAGGGUAGUUGUCUUACUAAAGCAUUUGAAAGAAGAACUGAAGAUACUAGAGUUCUGCAAGAUAACACAUAUGAUUAUUCUCCAACAGAUGAUAUAUCUGAGUGUUCAAUGUCAAAUCUAGUCGAUGGUAAGUUUGAGAUUAAGCUGGUGAGUCAUGACUUUCUUGAGAAAAGUACUGUUGUGAAGUCAGUGGAGAGGAACAAACAGCCUACUGCUAAAGAAGUUGUGUUCCAACAUCCAGUAUGUCCAGAAAGGUCACUGAAUCGCCAGAGUUUGGAUUCCACAAUUACAGAAGUGAGCUCACAAGUUGUGCGUGGGUGUUGCUCUCAAACAGCAAAUGAGAUGGCCAUAAUGCAGAAACAACUUUCUGAGAUUGAAAACAAACAGUCAAGUCUAAUGGAUAUGUUGCAGCUGUUCAUGGGGAGUACAAUGGAGAGCUUAUCUAUGUUGCACUCAAAAGUGCUUGGUUUAGAAAAUUCAGUCGACAGAAUUGCACAAGACUUCGUUCACAAGAGCCACUCUAAUAUGGCAGGCUCCAAAGUUUUGAGAAACAGCCAUAGUGUCUCUUCUUCCCCAAGAGUUUCUACCUGCACCCCUAGGACAUCUAUGGAUAUACAGCCGAGACGAUCUUCACGAUUGGCUGCAAAGAGUAGGGACGUUUGGGAGGGCACUUCAGUUUCUGAAUGUAGAUCAAGCACUUCAGAGAAACAAGGUGUUGACAUGCGGAGAGAUCACAGGCUAAACGUGACAGGAAAGUGUGUGAAACCGAAUAUUAUAACUGAACCUAAAAAUUCAAGUUUUCGUGCACGAAAAGUUGAGGAAACUAUUACUGCUUCGCCCCGUAACUUCAAUGGCAGAGAAAAUAGUCUAGGUUAUAAUAAUUACUUAUGGAAACGUGUAAAGGAUUAUAUUUGCAAAGGUGACUUAGAUUCUGCAUUUGUCGAGGUUCUCCGCUCCGGUGAUGACCUCACUCUGAUGGAACUUUUGGAUCGAACUGGUCCCGUUUUGGAAAUGUUGUCACAAGAUACGGCCUGUGAGGUUCUUAGCACAUUGGCAUCUCACUUCCUGGAUCAGAGAUUUUUGGGCUCCAUAAUUCCUUGGUUGCAGCAGAUGGUGGACUUGAGCAAUACCUAUGGGCCAGAUUACCUUGAUCUACCAGCCAAAGCCAGGAGAGAAUUCUUGUCUGCUGUACAAGAAGCAGCAAGCAUGGAUUUUCCAAACCCAGCUGACAGGAGAUCUGUCACACAGCUUGCAUUGAAGUUGCGCCAUGCUUGGGGGAAAUUCUCUCAAUAACAGGAGACCCAGUUUGUGAAUUACAUAUAUCAUUAACAUCAAGCGUUUUCAAAUAGAGAUUUUACGUUUAAAGAAUCAUGUGAAGUGUACUUUGUUGGUAUUAGUAUUAGUCCCCAAUUCCACUUGUUUUUAUGAAUUAGAGGUAGUUUUCUUUCUCCAGUCCUAGUGUUUGUAGAAGUUUUAUAAAAACUCUUGAACUGAAGGAAUUCCAAUAACUUGUAUGGAAGACUGACAUUCUGAAUUGCUAUGUGGAAAAACUGGCUAUCUGUGCAAUUUGAAUUGUAACAUUAA